Neoarius graeffei (lesser salmon catfish) is the source of this 3606-nucleotide messenger RNA. Its product is annotated as NACHT, LRR and PYD domains-containing protein 4-like. Lineage: Eukaryota; Metazoa; Chordata; Actinopteri; Siluriformes; Ariidae. Gene Ontology annotation, molecular function: protein binding. The transcript is spliced from 12 exons. Bases 570 to 3293 code for a protein of 907 amino acids. The record is from RefSeq and is a predicted model, not a curated record.
GAUUAUUAAACCAGUCAAGCUGGUUUGAGUGAAAGUUAAUAUCCAUUUUGCAAUGAAAGAACUGUCAAAGGCUUCUGGACAAAAACACAAAAAUUAAAAGUGCUGAUCCUGAUUCCUGCCUGAGUGUCUGUUGUCUUCAUGUAUACCGGCGUCCUUCUUAAGUCUGCUACAUGAAACUGGUGCCGUGACCCGGAUCUAUUGGUCAGCCCCUGCCGAUCGCCGAGGUUCAACUGUGUGCAACGUGACUUCUGGGAUGCCAAGUUGGUCGACUUGUGGAUCCUCAUAGUUGCUUAAGUGAACGCUGGUCCCACGACUGCCAGUGGAUGUUAUGUUUCACAACAUCCAAAAAGACGAUGACAUCACAGACUAUGAUAGCUAUGUCAGGAGGAUGAGCGAUGACCUCAGAGAAACUCUAGCUGCAGCUGAAGUCAACACAAAUCUCAGUCAGCAGUGCCAGGCAGAUCUGUACAACAGAGGGAUCAAAGGUGCAGACAUCGAAGAGGGAGAUUGGGUCCUUUUGGCUAACAGGUUUACAAGUGUAAUCUGAAGGACGAGACCUGACCUCCAAAAUGAACAUUUCUGGGGAACAGGACAUAAAGAAAGACAAGAGUCUGAUUCAGGGUAAGAGAUCAGAUUCACCUGAACCCAGCUGUGUGUCCAUGAAGAGUGACUGGUCAAUAGAGCUUCCCAUAGGGUUCAGAGACACAGACUGUGCUCCUGAUCUGAGCCCACAGAAGAACACAUCAAAAAUCACUGAGAAGAGUCAUUUGGAGGCCAUAUUCAAGAAUCUAGAGUACAAAGUCAUCACUGUGAUAAAGAAAGAGCUGAAGAGAUUUAAGAAGCUCCUGAGUCCAGAUUCCCCAGCAUGCUCUGAGAGGGAGGUGGAGGAUGAGGAGGAUCAGAGCAGUGUCAGAGAGGGAGUGCUGAAGAUCACACUGCACUUCCUGAAGAGCAUGAACCACACAUAUCUCGCUCACACACUGCACAACAAGCACGUCUCCAUGUAUCAGCAAAAACUCAAAUCCAAACUGAGAGAGAAGUUUCAAAGAAUUAAUGAAGGAAUCUCACAGCAUGGAAGCUCAGCUCUUCUGAAUGAGAUCUACACAGAGCUCUACAUCACAGAGGGUUGGAGUGGAGACAUCAAUAAUGAACAUGAGGUGAGACAGAUUGAGACAGCAUCCAGGAGACCAGCAACACAGGAGACACUCAUCAAAUGUAAUGAUCUCUUUAAAGACACGUCCAUCAGAAGUGUGCUGACUAAAGGAGUUGCUGGAAUUGGAAAAACAGUCUCUGUGCAGAAGUUCAUUCUGGACUGGACUGAAGGAAAAGCAAAUCAGGAUGUCACCUUCAUGUUCCCACUUCCCUUUAGAGAGCUGAAUCUGAUGAAGCAGGAAAAUCUCAGUCUGAUGAAUCUUCUUCAUCACUUUUUCCCAGAAAUGAAAGAAUUACAGUUAAUAAACUGUGAUCUUAACAAAGUGGUGUUGAUCUUUGAUGGUCUGGAUGAGUGUCGACUUCCUCUAAAUUUCCAGAACAAUGAGAGAUUGUGUGAUGUGACAGAGUUGGCUUCAGUGGAUGUGCUGCUGACAAACCUCAUCAAGGGGAAUCUGCUUCCCUCUGCUCUCCUCUGGAUAACCUCUCGACCAGGAGCAGCCAAUCAGAUCCCUCCUGAGUGUGUAGGCCAGGUAACAGAGGUACGAGGGUUCAGUGAUCCUCAGAAAGAGGAGUACUUCAGGAAGAGAAUCAGUGAUCAGAGUCUGGCCAAUAAAAUCAUCACACACAUGAAGACUUCAAGAAGCCUCUACAUCAUGUGCCACAUCCCAGUCUUCUGCUGGAUCUCAGCCACUGUUCUCGAGAGAAUGUUGGGUGAAGCAGAGAGUGGAGAGAUCCCCAAGACUCUGACUCAAAUGUUCACACACUUCCUGAUCUUUCAGAUCAAACACAAGGAGCAAAAGUACCAUCAGAAAUGUGAGCCUGAUCCUCAGCAGAUCAGAGAGAGUAUCCUGGCACUGGGAAAACUGGCUUUCCAACAGCUGGAGAAAGGAAACCUGAUCUUCUAUGAGGACGACCUGAGAGAGUGUGGCAUUGAUGUGAGAGAAGUGUCAGUGUACUCAGGAGUGUGUACCCAAAUAUUCAGAGAGGAGUUUGGGCUUCACCUGGGGAAGGUGUUCAGCUUCGUACAUCUGAGUGUUCAGGAGUUUCUGGCUGCUUUAUAUGAAUUUCUCACCUUCGUCAAGAACAAUCUGAGAACACAACAAAUGUGGUCUGGUCUUUUUAAUAGAUCAAACCUGUCUGAUUUCCUCAGGAGUGCAGUGAACAAGGCCUUACAGAGUGAGAAUGGACACCUGGACCUGUUCCUCCGCUUCCUUCUGGGUCUCUCACUGGAGUCCAGUCAGACUCUCUUACGAGACCUACUGCCCCAGACAGGAAGUAGCUCUCACAGCAAACAGGACACAGUCGAGUACAUCAAGGAGAAGAUCAGGGAGAAUCCAUCUCCAGAGAAAUCCAUCAAUCUGUUCCACUGUCUGAAUGAACUGAAUGAUCAUUCAUUAGUGCAAGAAGUACAGGGUUACCUGAACAGAGGAGAUUCCAGUCGUCUCAGUGGAGUCAGUCUCUCUCCUGCUCAGUGGUCAGCUCUGGUGUUUGUGUUACUGAACUCAGAACAGGAGCUGGAUGAGUUUAGUUUGAGUAAAUAUGACCCAUCAGAUGAAUGUCUUCUGAAGCUGCUGCCAGUGGUCAAGGAAUCCAGAAAAGCUGAUCUGUGUUGGUGUAACCUGACAGAGGAAAGCUGUAGAGUUCUGUCCUCAGUUCUCAGCUCAAACUCCUCCAGACUGAGAGAACUGAACCUGAGUAUCAAUAACCUGCAGGAUUCAGGAGUGAAGCUGCUCUCUGCUGGACUGGAGAAUCCACACUGUACACUGGAGAAACUGAGUCUGUGUCGGUGUAAUCUGACAGAGGAAAGCUGUAGAGUUCUGUCCUCAGUUCUCAGCUCAAACUCCUCCAGACUGAGAGAACUGGAUCUGAGUUACAAUAACCUGCAGGAUUCAGGAGUGAAGCUGCUCUCUGCUGGACUGGAGAAUCCACACUGUACACUGGAGAAACUGAGGUUGUGUAACUGCAGUAUUACAGGUGAAGGUUGUGCUGCUCUGGUUUCAGCUCUGAGGUCAAAUCCCUCAUCACACCUGAGAGAACUGAAUCUGAACUACAAUAAUCCAGGAGAAUCAGGAGUGAAGCUGCUCUCUGAUCUACUGAAGGAUCCACACUGUACACUGGAGACACUACACAUUGAAAUCUGAAUCAUUCACAUUCAGAUGUAGAAGAUUCACAACAAUAACUGUGACUGAUCACAUCCUUUAUCAACUCAGCUCCACGUUACUUCAGACUGGAAUAAUUUAUUUCCUCAUAUAUUUAAUGUAUUUAUGCCAGGUGUUGAGGAGCUAAACAUGGUUUUACAGCUGUCAUAGUGAUUCAGUGGUUUUUGUCUUCAAUUUACAUAAUUUUAAAAACAGCAACUGAAAACCUUCUUGUACAUUUACUGGAAAGUCAUUCCAUACAAUUAUGUAUAUAUGAUGAUGAAUUUAUCUCCAGCAUGUGUAAUACAAAAUAAAU